ACGAAUUCUUAACUAAACCCAUCGCACAUCAGGUUGGGAGAUGCUGCCAAGCGGGGGUGCUUGGCAACAGUACCGAGCCUUCGAUCAGGCCCUUCAUCUCGGAAGUCGACGGUUUGGAUCUUAACUGAGCAAUUGACAGUUCAAAUUUAAAUGUUCUCAGAUUCAAUAUGAGCCAUCCAUGCCGUGACAAAUGACCGUGCCACUCGGCAGCCCACUUUGCAAGGGGUGUUUGACAGCAUCCCGCGUUCGCAUCCCGUGUUCGCAUGAUCCACAUCAAAAACACCAAACAAGAGAUCAUCUUCACCUUAUCUAAAUUCGAGAAAUUGCGGCGGUCAUUAACUCGAGUAGUUUGGCAGUAUGUUCUAUAUGCCUAAACAUAUUUAGGCAGAAGUUGCAUAACACGAAGAAUUGAAAAGGGAACUUGUGAUUUGUGAGUUCAGGAGAGCAUACAUGAAUUCAAGAGGGGGGAAGGCAAUGGAUCCCAACAGCCCUCAAUGGCCGCCGGACCUUCCGCUGAUAGUACGUUUCUUGAUUGUGGUCCGUGGCAUCGUCAGUGACCUUUCCCGCCGCCCCGACGGCACCGUCAACCGCUGCCUACUGGACCUCUUCGACCCGAAAACCCCUGCUUCCGCCGAACCCAAAGACGGCGUCUCCUCCACCGAUACCACCAUUGAGGAAUCCAGCCACCGCAAGCUCUGGUUCCGCCUCUUCACGCCCUCCUCCUCCUCCUCGGCCACCCUCCAGCUACCGCUGAUUGUCUACUUCCACGGCGGCGGAUUCUUCAACUCCGCCCCAAAUUCUUUCGCCUUCGAUGCCCUCUGCCGCCAGUUUUCCAAGAAGGUACCCGCCGUCGUCGUCUCCGUCAGCUACCGUCGUACGCCGGAGCACCGCUGCCCGUCUCCUUACGAGGACGGGCUCGACACGUUGAAAUUCCUCGACGACAACGCUGCCGUUUUGCUGCCGGCCGCGGACCUCGGCCGGUGCUUUGUCGCCGGAGACAGCGCUGGUGGGAACAUAGCCCACCACGUAGUUGUCAAGUCUUGCAAGUACAAAUUCAGUAGGUUGAAAAUCAAGGGACUCGUGGGGAUUCAGCCGUUUUAUGGUGGAGUAGAUCGUACUGAAUCCGAAAAAGCUCUUUACAGGGCUCCGAUUGUGAAUUUGGACCGGGCCGAUUGGAUGUGGAAGGCGUUUCUGCCGGUUGGGUCGGACCGGGACCACGAGGCGUCAAAUGUGAGCGGGCCGAAUAGAAUUGAUAUUUCCGGGUUGGAUUUUCCAGAGACGUUGGUAGCGGUUGGCGGUUUCGACCCGUUUAAGGAUCGGCAGCAGAGUUAUUGUGAUUGGUUGAGGAGCUGUGGGAAGCAAGUGAAGUCCGUGUUCUAUCCGAAUGCGUUUCAUGGGUUUUAUGGUUUUCCCGGAUCCCAAAUUCCUGAUACCGGUUUGUUAAUUUCCGAGGUCCGAGACUUCAUUGAAAAGUGCAAGGAGAUUACCUAGUUUGGUGCAGUGUCCAUGCAGAAGGUACUUUCAUAAUAGAAAUUCUUCCGUACCAAAAUGAUUUGUCCGGUUCAUUAAAUGAGGACCGAAGAUGACAUAGUUUUCCUGGGAAAAUUCAGAAUUUUAUCAAUAAUUUACUGCAUAUGAAGGAGUUCUUUCAAUUUAUAAAAAAAGUUCGAAGUACAUUAUUUUUAA
Molecule: messenger RNA, 1686 nt
Organism: Rhododendron vialii
Lineage: Eukaryota; Viridiplantae; Streptophyta; Magnoliopsida; Ericales; Ericaceae
Product: probable carboxylesterase 18
Exons: 2
Coding region: 451-1491 (346 amino acids)
Biological process (GO): pollen tube growth
Molecular function (GO): carboxylic ester hydrolase activity
Source: RefSeq, a predicted model, not a curated record